UCUCGUCUUCGGUCGGCGCGUGCCCAAAGCGGUCAGAGCUGCAUCCGACCCGCGUCGCCUAUCGUAACCUGCGCAAGCAUGUCCUUUGUCAAGUCCCUCGUGCGUCAGUUCAGCGGCGCCUCAAGCUCGAUCGAGACGGUCGAGCAAAUGCUCGAGAAGGAGCGGCAACAGCGACGCGACGAGCUGGAGCAAGCCAAGCAAACACGCGCGACCAACGCCAUGUACCAAAGCGCAAGCCUUUCUCUUCAAGACACGCUGCUGCGUUCGGCGCAGCAGCAGCUCACGCGGCUUCCCUCCCACGGCUCGGAGCGCUCGUUUGCAUCCAUGCGACGGUCGCGCGAGAGCUCGUUCGAGAUCAUUGAAAUGUCCCGCGAAGGCUCUUUCCACGAAAUCAGCGCAUCAGAUUUGCAUGAGUUUGUCGACGUCGGUGCGCCUUCUGCCCGCCGCCUGCACGAGCUGGCGUGCAUGCAAGCUGAAGAUGUCAACGCCCGCGCCAUGGUCUCGUCGCUGGCUCAUACGGACGAGUCUUUGCCGCCUCUGUCCUCGCUCGCUGCGCGCUACUCGUCCGAGUGGAUCGAAGCCGCCUUGCAACGCGUGUCCGCGCCGGUGCCAGCCAUGUACAUUCGCUACCGCAAGGUCGAGCCGGUUGUCGCCAAGACCGUCGCAUCCGCCGCCGUGCACGAGUACCUCGUCCAAGGCUUGCGCUCGGCUGUGACGACACGGAUCGAGUGUGCUGGUAUGGAAGCUCACGACUUGGCCGCGCCCCAGACGGAGCAAGAGACCAUGGCGAAGCACGACGUUAACGUCAAGACAGACUGCACCGAGAUGGCAGCGAUGGCAAAGCACGACGUCAAUGUGGCGGCGACCAACCGCGAGCAAGAUCGUAUGGCGCGACACGACGUGGAUACCCCACAGCACUGCGCAGAACCCCAACGUGUGCGCUCCCAGGAUGUGACGUCGGUCACACUGACGGCCCUUGAGCGCGCUCGCUCCGUGGCGAUGCGGCUCCAUGAUGUGAACGUCCCAACACCGGCGACUGAAGCUUCGAGUGCCGCAGAGAUGGCACGGGCGACGCUGACGAUGCCAGAGCAGGAUGCAGCGAUCAAGAUGCGUGACAGCGCCCGAGCCGCCAAGGAGCUUGCUGCAUUUUACGCCACCCGCAAGCAAGCGCGGCAAGCACGUUUGCUCCAGAACCGCUCGGACGAGGAGCACAAGAUGUCGGCGAUGCAAGAGCAGGCGAGCUGGGGCAAGGUGCUGCAACUAAUCGAUGGCCCCACGCACCAUUCAACGUUCGCGUCUGUGCCUGCGCCCAUGUCGCGCAUGUUCAACAUGCUCAAGGGCUACGCGGCCUAAAGCGUCCGUCCUCGAUGUCGUAUAUUGUACAAUAGACAUUCUUU
Molecule: messenger RNA, 1397 nt
Organism: Saprolegnia diclina VS20
Lineage: Eukaryota; Oomycota; Saprolegniomycetes; Saprolegniales; Saprolegniaceae
Exons: 6
Coding region: 79-1353 (424 amino acids)
Source: RefSeq, a predicted model, not a curated record